GACGGCCCGCAAGCCCGCCGCGGCGGAGGCGCAGCCGCAGGGCGGCGUCGCAGCGCCUGCGCCCGGCCAGGGCGAGCCCGUGCUGGCCACGGCCGUCGACGUCCCGAUCGACUCGAGCGCGGGGGCGGGCCAGAUGGUGGCGGUCGACCUGGACGGCGACGGCGAGCCGGAGAGACGUUAUGAUGAGCAUCGCGGAGGCAGAGAGCAUGGGACGCCCCAUCGGCAAGGCCAAGAACGCGUCCAAGGACUUCCGGCCCAGCCGCAUGGUGAAGGGCACGUCCAGGGCCGCGAAGCUGGCCCGCAGGGGCGGCGGGGCCAUCAACGACACCACGCACCGCGACGCGGUGCGGCUCCAGAAGCUCCGCGGGGGUACUGCCGCGGCCGCAAGGGAGCGCGUACGCCCGGAACCACGCGGCCCGCAUGAUCCAGGGAGGACUUGGCGUGCUUACCAUAAGUAUUGCGAGGACAGACAACGCAGAGUGGGUUUUCACCAUACACAGGUGCGCCAACUUGAUACAGAAAGUCUGGAGG
This is a messenger RNA of Prorocentrum cordatum, 531 nucleotides long. The record is from the annotation of a GenBank genome assembly. NCBI's taxonomy places the organism in Eukaryota, Dinophyceae, Prorocentrales, Prorocentraceae.